Molecule: messenger RNA, 2334 nt
Organism: Anopheles marshallii
Lineage: Eukaryota; Metazoa; Arthropoda; Insecta; Diptera; Culicidae
Gene: Sf3a1
Product: splicing factor 3A subunit 1
Exons: 4
Coding region: 1-2334 (777 amino acids)
Biological process (GO): mRNA cis splicing, via spliceosome; regulation of alternative mRNA splicing, via spliceosome
Cellular component (GO): U2 snRNP; U2-type prespliceosome; catalytic step 2 spliceosome
Molecular function (GO): RNA binding; protein binding
Source: RefSeq, a predicted model, not a curated record
AUGGCUGAAGUUCAAAACAAUGGUACGGAAAAGGAGGUCGACGUGGAGAAGCCGGCACCAACGCUUUCCGGUCCCAUAGUGGGAAUCAUUUACCCACCACCGGAAGUGCGAAAUAUCGUCGACAAGACGGCCAGUUUCGUAGCUCGUAAUGGUCCGGAAUUCGAAAGCCGCAUCCGACAAAACGAGCUCGGUAACCCAAAGUUUAACUUUCUCAGUCCCGGCGAUCCGUACCAUGCGUACUAUCAGCACAAGGUGCAGGAGAUACGGGAAGGUCGCACCGACAAUUCGUCCACGGGGCCAGGGGCAGCGUCAGCUGGGUUGCAAAAGGCACAGGUACCUAGUGCCACGCAACAGAAGCAGCAGGAACUUCUGAAAGCCAUUACCGAGCAGCAGUUCGUGCCGAAAGAUCCACCACCGGAGUUUGAGUUCAUUGCGGAUCCGCCCUCGAUAUCGGCACUCGAUUUAGAUAUCGUCAAGCUGACGGCUCAGUUCGUUGCACGCAAUGGGCGCCUGUUUCUGACCAACCUGAUGAACCGCGAGCAGCGGAACUGUCAGUUUGAUUUCCUUCGACCGCAGCACUCACUGUUCCAGUAUUUCACUAAGCUGCUCGAGCAGUACACGAAGAUACUGGUGCCGCCGAAGGAUUUGAUGAACAAGCUGAAGGUGGAAAGUGCACCCGGGCGCAGCAGCAUGAACGUGGUACUGGAGCAGGUCAAGUAUCGCGCAAACUGGAUGAAGCACCAAGAAAUGCAAAGUCGCCGCGAAGAAGAGAAGGUUGAGCGGGAGCGUAUCGCGUACGCACAGAUCGAUUGGCAUGAUUUUGUCGUGGUGGAGGUGGUAGAUUAUCAACCGUACGAAUCAGGCAACUUUCCACCACCAACAACACCGGACGAGGUCGGUGCGCGUGUGCUGAUGGAGGAGCGCAUGAACGAGGAAGAUCACGACAUCGAGAUGCAGAUCGAGUCGGAUAAUGACGACAGUGACGAUGAACCGCAUCGUGGUGCUACGGAGGGCAAUGGACAGGUGAAGCUAUCGCAGAUGGAAAAUCUGGUCGGUAAGCAGCAGAAAGAUAAUACCCAGGUACAGGACAUGGACGAGUCGUCCACCUCAGGCGAUGAGGAUGGCGAACGUAGCAAAUCCCUUCCGGUCCCGGUUGCACCACCAACGCACGAUAAGGUCAUUGUGAAGAAGUACGAUCCGAAGCAGUCGCAGAAGGUGCAGAAACCGGUACCGGCCGCUGCGGACGAUUAUCUCAUUUCGCCCAUUACGGGUGAAAAGAUUCCUGCGGCGAAGGUGGCCGAACAUAUGCGUAUCGGUUUGCUUGAUCCGCGCUGGGUCGAGCAGCGUGACAAACACAUCGAAAAGGUGGCCCAGGAAAAUGUGUACGCACCGGGUGCUGCAAUCGAGGCUAGCCUGAAACAGCUGGCGGAACGGCGUACCGAUAUUUUCGGUGUCGGUGAUGAGGAAGCGGCCAUCGGUAAGAAGCUUGGCGAGGAGGAACCGCGCAAGGACGAUCGUGUCACUUGGGACGGACACACAUCGAGUGUGGAAGCGGCAACACGGGCUGCACGUGCAAAUAUUACUCUCGAGGCACAAAUUCAUCAGAUCCACAAGGUGAAGGGGUUGAUACCCGAUGAGGAGAAGGAAAAGAUUGGCCCGAAACCAAUACCCGGCACGAUGUCCGCACCUUCCAAGUCAAAUCAACAGCAUCAACAACAACAGCAGCAGCAUCAGCAGCAACAACACCAUCAGCAGCAACAACAACACCAUCAGCAGCAGCAGCACCAUCAACAGCAGCAACAUCAUCAGCAUCAGCACCAUCACCAUCAUCAUCAGCAGCAGCACCAGCACCAGCAGCAGCAAAAUCCACAAUUAGCAUCGCAAGCGCAGCUUGCUCAGAUGCAGUCACAGAAAGGAAUGCCUCAAAUGCCACCCCAUCCCAUUCCCCCACCGGUUCCGCCAAUGAUGAUGAUGGCCAUGGGACCGCCACCUAAAAAAUCACGCACCGAGGAUAAUCUGAUUGAGGAAAGCGUAUUCCUGCAGCGGCACAGUGCAGCCGGUCCGAUCACCGUACAGGUGCAGUGUCCGAACAUGACCGAGAAGAACGAUUGGAAGCUUAAUGGGCAGAUCCUGUCACUGUCGCUCAAUCUGACCGAUACGGUCAGUUCGAUUAAAGCGAAGGUACAAACGGAAACGGGCAUGCCACCGGCGAAGCAGAAAAUUUUCUACGAUGGUAUGUUCUUCAAGGAUAAUAACACCAUCGCCUACUACAAUCUGCUGAAUGGUGUAACGGUCGCACUGCAGUUGAAGGAACGUGGUGGACGAAAGAAGUAA